Dentiscutata erythropus is the source of this 1383-nucleotide messenger RNA. NCBI's taxonomy places the organism in Eukaryota, Fungi, Glomeromycota, Glomeromycetes, Diversisporales, Gigasporaceae. The record is from the annotation of a GenBank genome assembly.
AUGGUUCUCGAAAGUUUAAAUGCCUGGGUAGUUUUUGUAAUUAAUCGUCCUUUCGACUCAGAAGCCCUCAAUGUUGACAGCUUUUUACUGCGAACCACUAGCCCACUACCUUCUAAGCAAAAUAAUAAUAAAGAUCAGCCACCUCGAGAACCACAGGCGCAAAAGGAAAAGCUCGUUAAAUUAUCUAGGUUCACGACAACAUAUAUUGCAUUACCAUCUCAUGCAGACUCUCGAGGACUUGUUCCCGGAGGUGUUGUAUUAAGUUGGAUCGACUUAACUGCUGGAACGUCUGCAAAAAGGCAUUCUGUAUCCCACUGUGUUACAAGAAGCUUUGAUGCUGUACAUUUUAUGCAUCCGAUCAGAGUUGGCGAUUUAAUUAUAAUUGUGUCAAGCGUAAACAAGUCAUGGAAUACUUCAAUGGAGGUUGGUGUACGUGUAGAAACGGAACAUCCAAUAACCGGAAAGCGGAAAUAUUGCUGUCAAGCAUAUUUAACAUUUGUUGCUCUCAGUUCUGAAAAUUCGAGGAUUCAAAUAACUACAAGAUCACCGAGUUCUACUGUAACUGUACCUCAAAUUUUACCAAGUACAGCCAUUGAAGCACAUCGCUACGAAUUAGCUGAACAACGUCGUCAAACACGUAUAUCUCACUCAAAAGAGGCACAAAUAGAACGAGAUAAAUUGACUAAAGUACGAGAAGUAAUGCGAGAAUGGGCAGAUCACUUGAAUAUGGAAACAAUGAGUAAUGCUGAGAUACCACCUCUUUUACAAGAACCAGAUGCUUACGAAGAACGGGACGAUAAUUCCGACAAUGAUCCUGCAAGAUUAUAUCUUCACAGGAGAAGAUCAACAUUGCAAGGUGUCUUACCGGCGCAACCAGAUGAAAGGUUGGUGUCUGAGAGUUUUGCGGAAAUAGCGGAUAUUAUUUUACCACAGCAUGCCAAUACAUUGCAGAUUACAUUUGGUGGUCACAUUAUAGAAUUAAUGGAACAAUGCGCUCUUGUCAGUGCUUAUAAACAUUCCAGAAGAUAUUUAUUAUUAGCGAGUAUCGACUCUCUUCAAUUUAUUAGACCAACUUAUGUUGGUGAUUGUGUAACUGUACGUUCUAUCGUGUCCUGCACAUUCCAUUCAAGUUUAGAAAUAUAUGUAUCUGUUGAGGCUGAAAAUCUCUUAACGGGUGAAAGGUUCUUUACUAAUGAUGGGUUCUUCACAAUAGUUGCUGUCGAUUUUUCAAACCAACCAUCCCCUGUUCCACACAUUAAACCAGAUCAACCACAAGUGGUUGAGUUAUUUGAAGGCGCAAAAGCGCGGAGAAAUCGUCGACUUCUGCAACGUAAAGAAAUAAUACAAAAAGAAUUGUCUACGCAUCCUGAAGAAUUUGAACAG